CUGAGUAACUUAUGUGUGUUGGUAGACUAUAGAUUACUCCUCUGGUUGCUAAAAACACAAAACCUUGUGACAGACAUAAAGACACCUCCCUGGAUACAAACUUCCAUAUGAUUUAUCGCCCCAAUAUGUUUUAAAUAAACAGUCAAAUCAAAUGUGUUGCAGGCAGAGGAGGAACCUGCUCAAACUACAGCUCUACUUGCAUUGAAAGCAUCUUUUACAGCAUGAUAGGUGUAAAUAAAGUUGUUCUCUCCAGUCUUUGAGGAUGUUUUCUGUCUCCCUCAGGUCAGCCCUUUUCUCUUUUGGAGCCAUGGCCGAUCCCAGCUGGUGGAAGCUGACUUUCUCCCGUAAGAAGAAGUCCGAAUCGAAGGUCCUGUACGAGAUCCCGACCGAGUACGGCAGCAACACGGGAAAGAGCAAAGAGCACCCGAGCAACAACAACCCCCCCGCCGACCACAUAGACAGCCAGUUUAACGCCCGACUGGAGAAGAUUGUGGACAAAUCCGCCACAAAGGGCCGGCACGUCAAGGUCUCUCACUCCGGACGCUUCAAGGAGAAGAAGAAGGUCCGAGCCACGCUGUCCGAGAACCCGAACCUGUUCGCAGAGAACAACCUCAGUGAUGAGAACCAUAAAAACAAGACUGAGAAAUAACACACAGGGCCCCCCAAAAAACGCACAUACUUGACCAUGAAAUGUUUCAUAUAUGCAUUUUUAAAAUCUUAAAAACACGUGCAAACAAAAAACAUGUGCAGCCUGAGAGUUGGAUAAACACCUGUCACCUGGCACCACACCCAGGUAGAUACUGUUACCAGUGGACUCACCCAUACAAACAAACUGGUAUCAGUAGAAAAAACCACUGAUACAAAACACCAGGACUUUUUUUUCUAACGUUUAUAGUCCUGUCUUUUUCUGACUUUUCAUCCUCAAAUGGAUGAAAUUUACCACCAAAGAGUCUCUUUAUCAUGAAAACAGCUCAUUGAAACUCAUGCAAACAUCUUAAACAAAUAAAUAGUAACACAACUGUAAAUAUUUUGUAUUAUUAUAGAUGCAGAUUUUUGGUUUAGUCCUCAUUUUUUAUGUCUAAACAAUCAAUAAAAAAGUAAAGAAGUGUCUCUAUAUGGUGCAUUUAAACCACAUUGAAUUGUUAAGCAUUUUUAUUAUGCAAAAGAGAGACUUGAUUUAAAUGUCUGUUUGUGAAAUAUUGUGAAUAUAUAUAAUAAUUAUCUAUGCAAAUGCAACAAUCUAUGCAACACUCUUGCAAAUAUCCUUUUUAAUGAAAAUUAAUUUAAAGGUCAUAUUAUAUAAAACACACUUCACCAUGUUCCUCUAACUCUAAUGUGACUCUACUCUGUCUACAAACCCCCUAAAUAUCAGAAAAGUCCAUCCUCUCUAUCUUUAGCCUGCUCCACUUUUCAGAAAAUGUGUGCUCAAACAGGCCGUUUGGAGAUUUUCCCUUCAUGACAUCACAAAGGGCAGUAGUCCCUCCCUCAGGUGGGUGUCACUCCCACAGCUAGGUGUUUGUUCUGCCCUCUGAGUCUGCUUUCUCACCGUAAACAAUAGGACAUGGAGCGAGAAAGACCGAGUACACCCAAGCCCUUCCAGAGAGGGGGCGUGGUCAGACACAGGUCAUUUACAUAUUUAAAGGUACAGACACAGAAACAGCCUGUUCUGAGCAGGGUUGAAAUAGAGGGGUUUAUAGACAUGAUCAAAUACAGGAUCAGAGUGGAUUUAGAACAAGAAACUUCACACAUGUUUUGAGGAGCUCUGAGACUUAUUUAAACUGAAGAAGAGGAGGAGGAUAUGUGACCUUUAAUUUUUUUUAUAAUGAAUGAUAAAGUGGAAUUAAAGCUAAUUUUUUAUGUCAAAACAAUCAAUCAGGACGAGAAGAAAUGUCUUCAAACGGUGCAAACCAAACCCCAGUUGAUUUUUAUGCAUUUUUACGACCAGAGCAAAUAAAAUGUCUGUGUGUGAAAUUAUGUGCUUCCAAAAUUCAAAGAAGAAGAAGAAGGAUGUGUUGGUAUCAUGUUUUCACGUAAUCUUUUCUGACUUUCUGUGCGCAAACUUGUGGUUCAUUUAAGUUCAGAAAGGAUCUUUAAAAAUGAAGGAAACGUAGAAACAAUCGUACAAAAAUCAUGAAGAAUAAAGAGUAAGAGAGUAAAAUUAUUUUUAUCAUCGUGGAUGUUUUCUGGGAGAUUUACUUUGUUAUGUUUGAACAACCCAUUAGAAAAUAAAGAAAAUAUGCUGUGCAACCAAA
Molecule: messenger RNA, 2252 nt
Organism: Labrus mixtus (cuckoo wrasse)
Lineage: Eukaryota; Metazoa; Chordata; Actinopteri; Labriformes; Labridae
Gene: prr15lb
Product: proline rich 15 like b
Exons: 1
Coding region: 263-649 (128 amino acids)
Source: RefSeq, a predicted model, not a curated record